GCGUGCGCAGAUUCAAACGGUGGCUCUGGAAAGAGGCUGGGCGCGAGAUUCGGCGGCAGGGACAAAAACCAGCGAGGGCGACGAGCGACUGGAGUAGCGCCCAGGAAAAGUCGUGGGAGGGGAGGAAGGCCGCCGCCGGGGAGUGACAGGAGGAGCGGGGUUCGGGCUCCUUCCUAAUUCUUUUUUCCCCCAGCUGGGGCUGGGUGUAGGGCCAUGUCCCCCGGGCGGGGGGCCAGGCGCGGUCGGGGCUAAGGGGGCAGCUGCGCCACUGCUGCCGCGGCCGCCUGUCGGGGUCUGCCCGCCACAGCCGGGUGAGCACCCUUGGCCGGUGACCUCCCGCCUGCUCCCCUCUUCUCGCCUUAUGGUGCGUGCGAAGGAUGGCGAAGAGGCCACGCAGCUUGCACUUUGCAGUGAAGAAGAAGAUGAUGACCUUCACUAUGCAGAUCAUGACUAUGAAGUACCACAACAGAAAGGGGCAAAGAAGAUAUGUAAUAGAGUAAAAUGGACACGUGAUGAGGAUGAAAAGCUAAAGAAACUGGUAGAACAGCAUGGCACAAGUGACUGGACAUUCAUUGCUAGUCAUUUACAAAAUCGUUCUGAUUUUCAGUGUCAACAUAGAUGGCAGAAAGUCCUGAACCCAGAACUGAUUAAAGGCCCCUGGACUAAGGAAGAGGAUCAAAGGGUUAUCGAACUUGUUCAGAAAUAUGGUCCUAAGCGCUGGUCUUUGAUUGCAAAGCACUUAAAGGGAAGAAUAGGGAAACAGUGUCGAGAGAGGUGGCAUAAUCAUCUUAAUCCUGAGGUCAAGAAGUCUUCAUGGACUGAAGAGGAGGACAGAAUCAUUUAUGAAGCUCACAAACGUUUGGGAAACCGGUGGGCUGAAAUUGCAAAACUCCUUCCUGGAAGAACUGACAAUUCAAUCAAAAAUCAUUGGAACUCGACUAUGCGAAGAAAAGUUGAACAAGAGGGUUACUUACAAGAUGGGAUAAAGACUGAGCGACCUUGUUCAUCAAAACUGCCACACAAAACUUGUGCAUCUGCGGACCAUCUUCAUACCCAGAACCAGUUUUACAUACCAGUUCAAGCACAUAUCCCAGGUUACCAGUAUGUAUCAUCAGAAGGCAACUGCAUAGACCAUAUUCCAGCUUCUCCAAACUUUAUUCAGCAGCCAUUUGAUGAUGAUCCUGACAAAGAGAAGAAGAUAAAAGAACUCGAGUUGCUACUUAUGUCAGCUGAGAAUGAAAUCAGAAGAAAGAGAGUUUCAUCUCAAGCUGGAAAUUUUCCUAACUGGUCUGGAAGCUUCAUCAUGGAAGGUAGCAUGGCAAAUACCCUAAAUAGCCUUGGGGAACAGACAAAUGACUUUUACAGUAUGGAUGAAACCCAGGCUGGAACAGCUCAGCAGAAUUCACCCACCAAAUUUUUGGCUGUGGAGGCAAAUGCAGUAUUGUCAUCUCUACAGACUAUUCCUGAAUUUGCAGAGACACUAGAACUCAUUGAGUCCGAUCCUGUAGCAUGGAGUGAUGUCACCAGCUUUGACCUCUCUGAUGCAGCUACCUCACCUAUUAAUCAAGCUCCAGUAAAGCUAAUGAGGAUUCAGCAUAAUGAUGGAGCCAUGGAAUGUCAGUUUAAUGUAAGUGUUGUACUUGAUGACAAAAAAACAAGCGAUGAAGAAGAGGCAACUUUGUCAACAUCCCCAAAUGCAGCAAAGUUCAGCACUCCCCCUGCUAUUUUGCGCAAGAAGAAGAAACUCCGAAUGGGACAGUCGCCAGUCAGUGAACAAAAUGAUGGCUCAUGUAGUAAUGCUCCUACUAUUGCACUGAAACAAACACCAGUGAAAACACUACCCUUUUCUCCCUCCCAGUUCUUCAAUACCUGUUCUGGAAAUGAGCAGUUAAACCUUGAAAAUCCUGCAUUUACGUCCACUCCAGUUUGUGGCCAAAAAGUUCUUAUUACAACUCCUUUGUAUAAUAAGGAAGUAACACCCAAAGAUCAAAAGGAAAAUGCAGGUUUUAGGACGCCUACAAUUAGACGAUCUUUACUAGGCUCAACCCCAAGGACUCCAACUCCUUUUAAGAAUGCUUUAGCUGCUCAGGAAAAAAAAUAUGGUCCUCUGAAAAUUGUGUCACAGCCACUUGCCUAUUUGGAAGAAGAUAUUAGAGAGGUUUUAAAAGAGGAAACUGGAACAGAUAUAUUCUUCAAAGAAGAGGAGGAGUCUGUCUAUAAGGGCUGCAGGUUAGAGAACCCUUCUGCCAAGAAAGUCAGGAAGUCAUUAGUCUUGGAUCCUUGGGAAAAAGAAGAACUUGAUGCCCAGCUUUUCACAGAAGACGGUGUUUUGGAUGUACAGUCAGAAAAUAUCUAUACUACAUCACUCCUAAUGAUACCAUUAUUGGAAAUACAUGACAAUAGAGGUAAUCUGACUCCAGAGAAACAGGAUUCCAGUUCAUCAAAGCUGAAUGUGGCAAUGAAAAAAAAACUAAACACUUGCACUUCAAAAAAUGUCAAAACAGAAAGGACACUUCAGGCAAAUUGUGAAUGGGAAGCUGUUGUUUAUGGGAAGACAGAAGAUCAACUUAUCAUGACUGAGCAAGCAAGAAGAUACCUGAGCACCUAUGCAGCAACUGGCAAUACUUCAAGGGCUCUGAUAUUGUGAUUGUCACACAUGUACCAAUCUAUUUUUCCUUUUUGCUACGGACUUUAUGCUGAUUUUUUUUUUUCAGUGAUGUGUGUGCUGAUACUUUUUUAGAUUUGAGACUACCUUAUAAGGAAGAACUUGUCUCUUUUUAGAAAAUGACAAAUGUCAUAUGUAAACCUUUUUUUAAACUGAAAUUUUAAAUAUUUUAAAACAAUCUAAAGAAAACGGUGAAAGAAAUAACUGACUUUUUUUUUUUUGCUUUUAAGCCAUUUUUUGUGAUGUUCUUUAGUAAACACAUCUACACUCCUUUGAAGAAAUUUUUACUGUAGAAUAGGUUUAUAGGUACUUGGUGAUCUAUGAAAGAAUAACCUACACAAUUCUUUGAAAUGCUUAUUUGCUUAUGUAGCAAUUUUUAUAAAGAAACACAAAAGAAAGGAAACUAAAGGAAUAGAAGGUUGCACUACUAGUUCUAGGUAUGCUGCACAAAAUUAACUACAGUGUUAAAUGUAUUUAUUUGAGAAUGGUACUUUUAAUAAGAUAGUAGGCAAAGGGAUCAAUUUAAUUUUUAUUAGGGUAAAGCAUCAGUAUUCAUGGAUCUCAAUCUGAGACCAUUGUUGAAUGUAUUGUACAGCAUGUAGGGAUCGGAAAGCUUUUGUAAAUUGGAAGGGCGUUUGUGUUUUAUUUAUUUUUCAUUUUUAAAGGUUAAGGCUGCAAUCUCACCAAGUGCCCACAUGUUCCUGCUGCUCUACAAAGCACCAUGAACCUUAGGUGAAAGUUCUUUGCUUGUAGAGGGGGAGAGAUGUAGGAGUAUUCUAACACCCACUGCUCAGAGAUGAACAGGGAUACAUAGUGUCACCUCCCACUUCCUUGAUUGUGACCUCUGCCUUGUGUAAUGUUUUCACACUUAGCCCGUUCUAGUGCUUCUUGAGAUGAGCUACAUCUUCCUUCUGGCCACCCCACAUCAUCCCUUCCCACAUCCCUUCCCACCCCCACCCCCCACAUAUCCAUACAUCUCAAUAACUGUACAGUAGAAGCAGCAGCCUAUCAGUCCUAACAAGGUCAUUGGUUUUCUCUGACAAGUUUGAAGCUACCUUGCUUAAGUCUUGGGGACCCAUGCAUUGUCUUCAUGUAGUAAGGCCUUUAAGAACUUUGCCAUAUUCUACAAUUAAGAGCAGCAAGAAAAACACUCUGUAGUAGUUGCUUUUGUGUUUAAAGGAAGCAGAGAGCAAAAGAAGAAUGGAGUGGUAUUAGUCCUGACACAGCUUCAUGGGGAAAAAUGAAGGGACUUUCUUUAGGUGACGGGAUGUGAGCAGCUUGUGGAAAUGAAAGACUGCAGAAUGGACUCUUGCCAGUACUGUGAGAGCAUCUUGCUACCUCAUAUAUACUAACAUAUGUGUCUUAGAAAAACUAGGAGCAAGCUGCUGGUGGUUGCCAGUUCUACAACUUGUCCAGAUAGGGAGAGGAGAGUAAACUCAGCACCACAUAAGGCAUCCUAGCUGACACUAUCAUGGAAGGGUCGUAGAACACUGUACUGUCUACAAGAGAUGUUUACAAACUAGAAAAUGGGGACAGAGGACAACUAUUGUUGAUAUUUCAGCAAGCGCUCUAGUUUUUCUUCUUGUUUCCACAAAUGCAUGUAACUUAAGGAGACAGAUUGGAAUAGGUGUGGUACCUGAACUGGCUGACUGAAGAAGGGUGUCUUUGAAAUGGUUGCAGCUGAUCUUGUCCUACUGCUAUCAGAUUGGAUCAGAGCAGGAAUAUUAAUUUUAAUUCAUUAUUAUGAUGAAUAUUGUCUUUUUUUCAUGAAGAAACACAGGUCUGGGCAUAAUCACAUUCCAUAGUGCGGGAGACUUGUGGACCUGCUCAUUUUUAAGCUUAGGAUGUUUGCCCACUUUCACUGUGUAAUCUCCAAGAAAAAGGAAGAAUGUGUGUCCUCUCUGUGAAGGAUAGUGAGGGAGGAUCAUCUGCUGUGGCAGGAUGCUUGAAGUGUCUGAGUUGCUCUGCAAAUGCCACCACCUGAAGCAUGUCUAUGUGGUGCAAAUGAUAUGUAGAUUGCAGCCUUAACUUGUAGAUAUUUAUAUGUAUGCAGGUUGUAUAGAAGCUGAUGUUUUCCUGCUAAAGUAACUCCAGCUGAAAUGAGAAAAGGCAAAUUUUAAUGGUGCAUAGAAUAGCAGCAACGUUAGAGGCUGCAAAGUACAUAAAUGUCUAUUUCAUCUACUUAAAGAUUGCACUAUCCCCUUUUUAAAUCAUGUUGGUCUACGUAGUAGUUCAAAAGUUCAACUAAGUUAUACUACAAGUAUGCCAGUUAAAUUGGUUAUAAAGGGAUAUAUUUAUGUAGGGAUGGAGCCUGAUGACUCACUUAUGUGGCUUCUUGUGGCCCUAUACAGGAAUUAAUACAAAUGCAUUUCAUUUACACAUCCAAGAGAAAGUAAGGGUCAGAUCACACAGUUGCUUCCCUCAACGUGCCUGCUUCCAUGAGCCUUCCUCUGCCACUUUUGUGCUGCUUUCCUGUGGGGAGAAGCUGUUGUAAACUAGGCUGUAGGCUGCUACAGUCAGUUAUUCUUGUGAUCAUGGUAGAUGAGAAAAGGUGCUGCCACAGUCACAGAAUUUGCUGUUGGCUGUAUCUCUCUGCAGCCCCAGUCACAUUAACAUUUCCUCAUGAGGGCAUGGGUUAUGGCUGUUUACACUGAGGUUAUGAACUGCUUCUAAAACAUAUCUGUCCCUAGAAGCACCCCACCCCACCCCAAAGCAAGUAUGAUAUUUAAGCUUUCUCCAUGCUUCCAAUCCUCACAGGCUGCAGCAGUUGCUUCAGUUUACCUGCUUUAGACAUUUGCACUUAUUUUUGUCCUAUUUGAAGGAAUGUCUUGGUUUUGCUUUUGUUGUAGCUGUUUUUAGUUGAUUUCUUGCAGAACAUAAUGGUGUGCUGUCAACUUAAAUACUGACAGGUAAAUAGAAUUGUAUACUGUAGAUGUUAGCGAUUUAUAAAUCUGACACUCUUCCUCUCCACUCCUGGGUGUGCUGCUAUAGAUAGUAGCAGAAUCUGCUUGCUGCUAUGAGAGAUGGAAAGAGCGAGCAUCAUAUGCACUGUAUGUAAAAUGACAAAUAGAAUGAUGGCAUGUUCUCAAGUUAACUUGAUAUCAACCGUUGCUGUGUGGGGAGUAACAAUUACUAGCCAAAAAACUUGAUACCACGUAACACCACAAACUCUAAAAUUAAUUUCAUUAUUUUAAUAUUUUGUGUGGUAUGUAAAGCAAUCUAUGGUUAUAGCAUACUUCUUUUUUUAAAAAAAAGCUCAAGCCCCCAUACCAUAGUUAUUUAUUUAUUAUUCUAAAGGAAUAUUUAUAUAUAGAAUGUUCACCUAGCUGCCUUUUAAUAGGCACAGAAGGUUUUAUCCAGUUUAAAAACUGUUUUAAUUUUUUCAGAACAACUCUGAAGAAAAGAGAAUUAUUCCUCUUUUUCAGAAUGUAAGAAGUCAGUUUGGAACUCUCUUUAGCAUUGUUGGUUUUGGUGUGUUCACUCUUUAAGUAAGCUUCUUCUGAAGGCUUCCUACCUGAAGCGUAAAGGAGUUAAGUGAAUGCCAUCACUUAACUCUUUUACAUAGAAAGGCUACAAUCCAGAGGACCAUUUAUCUACUGACAUGCCCAUUACAUGGCAAAUCAUUUCCAAAGCUUGAUCGCUAUUUGCAAGGUUGUAUGGGUGGGUGUGUUAAUCAUCUGUCCUGCUGAGUGUAUACAAGCACUUAGCGGUACCAAAAUGAGGUUUCUGGAUUGUUGCCAAUAUGCCAAGAUCUAGAGUCUUAUGUGUGCAUCAACACUUUUUGAAUUUUUGUCUUCUAAUUGCAGUUUCCCAUACUGCAUUGGAGGCUACUCUAGACAGGGAAUAGCAGUGGGGUUGGGGUGGAGAGACUCAAGCUCUGCAGUGCACACAUAAGCUUUGCCUGCAGCUCUUUGGGUCUCAUUCCAUGCCUUCAUUUUUCAUGCCUAAAAAGAUCUUUGCAGGAGGUAUGUAAAUAACUCGAUAAUAAGAAAUAAAAUGGUACCAAAGCCACCAGUAUCAAGGUUUAACAUAGGUCUCUGGUAAGUAGUACAAACUGGAGUUGGUAUUGGUUGAAUUUUUCAGUUAAGCUUUUGUAUUGCAUUAGCUGGGCGGGUAGGGGGGGGAGGUUUUAAACCUUUGACAUUUUAGAUACCUUUUGAUACUUUUUUCAGUUUUAGGUGCAUUUGCAACUUUUUGUGUUUUAAGUCGAAUAUACCUACAGCAGCCAAACAUGCAUGUUGGAAAAUGACAGCAUUUGUUAAAACUUAUGUUUUGUUUUAAAGUUUUAACUUUAAUUAUAAGAUGAAUAUCUUGGUGAAAUUCUGUUGUGUUUUUAUUGUACUGCUGACUUUGUUUCUUUUACUUCAGCAUAUUUUUGCAUACAAUGCAGGCCCACAUUAACACCAGAAAUAAAACAUUUAUGUACACA
Molecule: messenger RNA, 7094 nt
Organism: Hemicordylus capensis (graceful crag lizard)
Lineage: Eukaryota; Metazoa; Chordata; Lepidosauria; Squamata; Cordylidae
Gene: MYBL1
Product: MYB proto-oncogene like 1
Exons: 16
Coding region: 362-2647 (761 amino acids)
Biological process (GO): regulation of DNA-templated transcription
Cellular component (GO): nucleus
Molecular function (GO): RNA polymerase II cis-regulatory region sequence-specific DNA binding; DNA-binding transcription factor activity, RNA polymerase II-specific
Source: RefSeq, a predicted model, not a curated record